Phoenix dactylifera (date palm) is the source of this 1546-nucleotide messenger RNA. Its product is annotated as putative E3 ubiquitin-protein ligase LUL2. Gene Ontology annotation, biological process: protein ubiquitination. The record is from RefSeq and is a predicted model, not a curated record. Lineage: Eukaryota; Viridiplantae; Streptophyta; Magnoliopsida; Arecales; Arecaceae. Gene Ontology annotation, molecular function: ubiquitin protein ligase activity.
CAGCCCAAAAAAGGGAAAAAGAAAAAGACCUGGAUCAUCGUCAAAAUGUCCACGGGGUGGGCGGGUAGCUUCUUCUCCCCGGCCCGAAAUAAGCAUAGGUUAUAAGUAAUCGGAUCUUUUUUAGCUCUCGGCCAUCGAUCCCCACAACCCCUUGAGGGAGAAUUCCUCGCGGCCGGAUCAGAGAAGGGGAGGAAUGGGGAACGUAGGGAGCACCGGAGGCGGCGGCGCCGGCGGAAACAGCCGCCGGAGGAAUUCGCACCACCAGCAGCCUCCUCUCGGGCCACCGGCGCUACAAGAGUCGGAGGUCGUGGCGAUCCGCCAUGUUUUCGCUUCCGCGACCCCGGACCCGCCACAGUACUCCAAUCCCAAUCCGCCGGAACACUACCAGUACGGGUACUACCCCCCUCCGCCGCCGGCGAUGCCCGUCCCCAUCCCCGCCCUCUUCGACCGCCACCACCCGGGCUGGGUCGGCGGGGCGAGGAAUCCUUGUUCCCCGCGGCCCACGGUGACGGCUCCCCGCGUUGAGCACCAGCAGGCCGUCACCAUCCGGAAUGACGUCAAUCUCAAGAAGGAGACUUUGAGGGUCGAACCUGACGAGCAGAACCCUGGUCGGUUUCUUGUCGCUUUCACGUUCGAUGCCACUGUCUCUGGAAGCAUUACAGUUUAUUUCUUUUCAAAAGAAGGUUUGGACUGUAACCUGACAUCAACAAAGGAGAACUUGCUCAAACCAGUCACAGCAUCGUUCCAGGAAGGUCUGGGACAGAAAUUCAGACAACCAUCUGGAACUGGAAUUGACUUCUCAAUGUUUGAGGAAUCGGAGUUGAUAAAAGAGGGAGAAAUGGAAGUGUAUCCUCUAGCAGUAAAAGCAGAGGCAUCUCCAUCAAACAAUCACGGGCCAGUAGGAGAAAAUCAGAACAUAGAAACUCCAAACUCACAGAUUACACAGGCUGUGUUUGAGAAGAAAGAGAAUGGUGAGUAUCAAGUGCGCGUGGUGAAGCAGAUCUUGUGGGUAAAUGCAACUAGAUAUGAACUGCAGGAGAUUUAUGGAAUAGGGAACUCAGUUGAGGGUGACUUUGAUGGGAACGAUCCUGGUAAAGAAUGUGUGAUUUGCCUGUCAGAACCACGAGACACGACUGUCCUUCCCUGCAGACAUAUGUGCAUGUGCAGCAAAUGUGCGGGGGUUCUAAGGUUCCAAACAAACCGCUGCCCGAUAUGCAGGCAGCCAGUGGAGCGACUGUUGGAGAUUAAGGUAAACGAUAGAGCUGAGGAGCAGCACGAGUCACAGUGAUGAUCUGCUUGAUUUGCACGUCAAUGCCUUAUCCUUUCAAUAGCGACGUCCAAUAAGCAGGAGGUGGUGACAUCUGAAAUGCAUUUUCGUGAUGAUGCAAGGACUGACCGAAAUGGUUCGCUGCUCUGGGACAUGUUGCAAGCUGUGGUUGUUGUACAUUCUGCACAUCUGUUAGCUUCGGGGAACUGUUGUGAAGAAGACAUUGAACAAAAUACAUGCUUCUCUGUAAUGUUAGUUCUCGAGUUUUGUGGGUGUCAU